Molecule: messenger RNA, 441 nt
Organism: Rhagoletis zephyria (snowberry fruit fly)
Lineage: Eukaryota; Metazoa; Arthropoda; Insecta; Diptera; Tephritidae
Cellular component (GO): nucleus
Source: RefSeq, a predicted model, not a curated record
AACAAUGUACAAAAUUCCAUUAUAGUGGAAUUCAUGGAAAAUAAUCCCGAUAUCGCAAAGGGCUACACGAAACGCGAUAAACCACUUGUUAAUGCUCUUUGGGAAGAGCUAACAAAUUCUCUAAAUAGCGCAGGCCCACCCCAAAAGGAUGCUAAUGGAUGGAAGAAGGCAUGGACUGAAUGGAAGAGUGAAAUUAAAAAAAAAUUAUCACACAACAAAUGCGAAGCUCGAGCGACUGGUGGUGGGCCCUUUACCAAACACCAACUAACACAAUUAGAAGAAUCGGUUGUACGUAUAUGUGGAAUUGCUCAAUCGGUCUACGGUGUUGCAGGCGUUACACUUGGUCAAACAGAAUCUGCGAAGGACCUUCUCAACGAUGAAACGAACAACGAAAUGCCCUCAACGUCAUCGACUAGAUCUCCAAAAACAAACAAAUGCUAA